Messenger RNA from Nerophis ophidion (straightnose pipefish), 6787 nucleotides. It is a transcript of the gene khdrbs2, whose product is annotated as KH domain containing, RNA binding, signal transduction associated 2. Lineage: Eukaryota; Metazoa; Chordata; Actinopteri; Syngnathiformes; Syngnathidae. The transcript has 12 exons. Gene Ontology annotation, biological process: regulation of alternative mRNA splicing, via spliceosome. The coding region runs from base 235 to 1266 and encodes 343 amino acids. Gene Ontology annotation, molecular function: mRNA binding; poly(A) binding. The record is from RefSeq and is a predicted model, not a curated record. Gene Ontology annotation, cellular component: nucleus.
AGGGGGACACCCAGCGCGAGUAUGAGCUUCUGGCGGGGUGCUGAGGAGGAGAGGCAGCAGCCAGAGGUGGAGGAGAUGGGCUCACAUUUAUGAAUCACAAGUCCAACUGCAGGCUGGCAAGCGUCACGCAGACAUUGGAGGACGACCAAUUUGGGCUUUUACCUUUCUGCUCUAGGUGACUAACAUCAGGAGCUGUGUAUUUUUUUUCCUCGAACGUCUGCACGACCUGCAAGAAUGCAUCCAAAUAACUACUUGCCAGAGCUGGUGGCUGAGAAAAACACGUUGGACCCUCAGUUUGUCCAUGCUGUGCGUCUGCUUGCAGAAGAAAUUGAAAAGCACGAAGGUGAUGAACUGCGAAAAGACGGCAUUAUAAAGAAAUAUCUUGAUAUCAUCAGCAAUAAGAACAUUAAGCUGUCCGAGAGGGUCCUCAUCCCAGUGCAACAGUAUCCCAAGUUUAAUUUUGUUGGAAAGCUGCUGGGGCCUCGGGGAAAUUCCAUGAAAAGGCUACAAGAGGAAACAGGAGUGAAGAUGUCCAUCCUCGGAAAAGGGUCCAUGAGGGAUAAAGACAAGGAAGAAGAAUUGAGGAAAAGCGGAGAGGCCAAAUAUGCACAUCUGAGUCACGAUCUUCAUGUGUUAAUUGAGGUCUUUGCUCCACCGGGUGAGGCCUAUUCCCGUAUGAGUCACGCCUUAGAGGAGAUAAAGAAAUUCCUUGUUCCAGACUACAACGAUGAGAUCAGACAGGAGCAACUACGUGAGCUCUCUCUAUUGAAUGGCUCUGACGAGUCCAAAACGGGCAGGAAUGCACAAGCAAGGAGCUCUCGAGCAGCAACUACGGUAUCCAGCAGGGCCCGCAGGAGCGCGGGAAGAAGCGCGCGAACACCUCGGGGGACGGCGACUGCCACACACAGCAAGCUCACAGCGUCUGUUUUAAAGAGGGAGGCCCAAGCCCCCAGAGCCAGGGCGGCGGCGGCAAGUGGAGGUUACCGACCCUCGCUGUUAGCAGGCACUCAUGAAUCAUACGACGACUACGGCUACGACGACGGAUACGGAGGAGAAUACGACGACGAGAGCUACGACGCCUAUGACGACAACUACAGCAAUCAGUCAAAGAGCAUCUCAGAUUACUACGAAUACGGACAAGCAACAAACGACGAUUCCUACGAUAACUAUGAGGAGGAGUGGCCCACUUCACGUCCCAGUCUUAAAGCUCCGCUCCUACAGCUGACAAGAGGGGGAUACAGAAAACAUCCCUAUGGUAGAUACUGAAGGUGCUCCAUACAUAUGGCUUGUCUAAUUAUUCAUGAUAUUUAUUUAGAUUUAUUUCAAAAAAUGUUUGCCCAAAACCCGUUAAAGCAGCUGUUUUCAAAGUGUGAAAUGAGCACCUCAAAAACUAUACUAAUUAGAAUGCAUUAAAAAAACAUGUGUUCUUGUCUUACAUAAGGAUUACAAAUGACAGGCAAAAUCCCCCCUAAAAAGUGCAGUUCCCCUUUUUACAUGUGGGUUGGCGUGUAUCCUCUCAUCGAUUUCUUCUACGCUUCUGAGGCUGGAAUAAGUCCAGCGCUCCCUCAAGGUGGAACAUGUUAGUGCAAUUGAAGUUUGGAUGCGGCACACAAAAUAAAAUGAUAAAAUAAUCUCUCAAAGCCAUCAAAUAUAUUCUGAUCUAAAUUGAGACACCUGGAAAAAAAAUCAUAGAGAUGAGGAUGAAAGGACCAUAAUGCCUCUGAAUUUACUCUCUAAAAUCAAAAUUCACAUCCUUGUCUCGAUUGCAACUAAGUGUGAGGUCAUUUUUGAACUGUGUCUAUUUAAUUAACAAUACAUAUGCAAAAUCUAUCAAUUCAUUUGAUUUAUUUUUUUGACAGUUAAUAUUAAACUGUCAGCCGUCAUGCUCCCCCUAGCUGUCUAAGGUUAUCAUGAUGCGUCACAACUCCACACACAUUUGUACUAAACAAAAGUCUUAACAUCACCAAAAAUAUCAGGGUGGUUAUAAUAAAUGAAACAAAGUUUCACACAUGGAGUUACAUCCAUCCAGGUGCAUACACACACUACUUUACCAUGACAAAACUUAGACACUUGAAAAGCACUCACAACACAUUUGUUUUUCUUUUCCAAUACAUUCUAACUCGUAAAUAAACACUAGAAAGUGUCAGCCAACAAUGGACGUAAUGGAUAUUGAUCUAGUCCUUCUAUAAAGCCUUUUAAAAAUAUCCAAAACCUUCAUAAACAUUUCUGGUCAACACUUCCCACUUCCUGCUAAAUUCAAACUUGUGAAUGGAUACUCACUGUGGAAUGACAAGUGAGUAUCCAAUCACAGUCUCGUUAACAUCAGGCUACCUAGAUAGGCUACGGUCAACAACUUGUGAUCUGAUUGGCUAUCGUAACUAUCUCAACUCUGUGUUCUCAAAUUCAUCUGCCAACGGUCCCAAUGAGUAUCCAAUCACAGGACGCGUAAAUGUCAUGUUCAACCUUAGGCCAUCUAGAAGGUCUGACUGUCAACAACUCGUGAUCUCAUUGGCUAUCGCAACUGUCUAUCACCUGUAUGUCCCCGUUCUCUUACAGUGCACGGACGCCCGCAUUGUUGAUUUCUGAAGGCCUCUGGGAGAUUUCAUACAGCAUGGCAACAAAAGCUAGCUGAAUUCUGAUUGGAUACAAACUAAAACUAAGAACAACACCACUGGAAGGAGCAUAAUACGAUGUGAAGAGAAUAUGAAUCAUUUUAGAUAUUUAGGGAAAGUAAAUAAAAAAAUAAUUGUAUCUUAAAUUCUGAUCAUGAUUUCUGAUUAUGUUAGGCCUGCAAAGAAGGCCUUGCUGGCUAUCACUGGUAAAAAUUCUGUAAGUACAUAUGUAAUAUAGCCAUAGGCACAUUUAAAGUAACGUGUAAAAUGUACGUAUUUUGGUCAUUUUAAGCAUACAGCGACACAUUAAUUUCACAGACGCGUCACGUUCACUAUUUCCUUCAACAACAGUUAUAACUAAUUAUGGCAGAUUUCAUGAGAGACACAGCAACGAUUACUUUGGGACAAAUGAUGACACAGAACUUUAUCUUGUUGACCCAGAACAUCCAGAGAAGGAGUUAAAAGUUUUGGCCUUGUUCACACUGCAGGUCAAUUCAGACUUUUUUGCCCAUAUGCGACAUUUUUUUUUCCAUGUCCGCGUGUACUGCGCAACCCCCAAUUUUUCAUGUCCGACCCAGGCCGUUUUCAUACGUGGAAACAGAUUGGAUAUAUAUGCAAUGCGUCCUCGAUGUGAAUGCUCCCACACCAGGGGUCACCAACCUUUUUGAAACCAAGAGCUACUUCUUGGGUACUGAUUAAUGCGAAGGGCUACCAGUUUGAUACACACUUAAAUAAAUUGCCAGAAAUAGCUCAAUUUGCUCAAUUUACCUUUAACUAUAUUUUAUUAUUAAUAAUUAAUGAUAUUUAUCUUUGUGGAAACACUGAUCAUCUUAAUGAUUUCUCACAAUAAAUAUGUAUAGAAAAAGAUAAAUAUCAAUAUGGAACACUUUAUUUUUAUAUUUUCUCUAAGUGCACAUUUUUCAAAUUGAACAUUUUCAAAUGAUCACUUCGAAGACAGUCUUGUGAAAUCACAAUAUCCCAUUUUAACUAGCUAGCAACUAACAUUUUUUAACAAAUCAUAAAUUACUUUGCACCAUGUUUGUACAAAUAAUAACUCAUGUAAAAUACAAAAGUCAACUCUCAAAUGUUUAAAUAAAUCAUGUCACACUUUGAACUGGACACCAAAUCUGUUAUCUGUUUCUUUGUCAGUUAGUGGGAAGCCUGGCAUUGCAUGCUGUUAACUAGUGUGUUGUACUCUGGUGUGUAACUUGACACUGCAACUCUGAGUGAGUCUUGCAGAUGUGCAUCAGUGAGGCGUGUUCUGUGUUUGUUCUUGAUGAAGUUCAUGUCAGAAAAGGCUAUUUUACAAAGAUAAGUUGAACCAAACAGGCUUGCAACCUCCAUAGCUGCUGCGCAUACACCACUGUACUUUUCUGUGUCAACAAGGCACCAAAGGUUUGGUGCAGCCUGGUGGGCUGUAAAUCGUCAGGAAAGAAGAGGAAGGAAUUUAAAAGGUAAAAGGGUACAUGUGUUUAAGAAUCCUAAAAUCAUUUUUAAGGUUGUAUUUUUUCUCUAAAAUUGUCUUUCUGAAAGUUAUAAGAAGCAAAGUAAAAAAAUAAAUGAAUUUGUUUUACACAAGUGAAGACCAAGUCUUUAAAAUAUUUUCUUGGAUUUUCAAAUUCUAUUUGAGUUUUGUCUCUCUUAGAAUUAAAAAUGUCGAGCAAAGCGAGACCAGUUUGAGAUAUUUUUAGAACAGGCCAGCGGGCUACUCAUCUGGUCCUUACGGGCUACCUGGUGCCUGUGCUGGUGACCUCCUGGUUUAGGACCUACUGCAAAGCAAAGCUAGUCAAAGAUCAUCUACAUGACAACACUCUAGUGGUUUUUCGGAAUCUACUGAAUCUCUCUUCCAGGUUUUUUUUAACCGGUGAAUAAGUUGAAUAAUCCUUAAAACAGCAGUGCACAUUAUUUAGCGUUCUGAAAAUUGCCAAUAGGACAAGUUAGGUAAAAUGGAUAACAGAUUAUAACAACAAGGAAAAAGAAAAUAGCUAUAAUUUCUAUAUUUCCAUUUUGAAAAUCGCUGCUUUAGUUCAUGUUUUUUCCUGUCAAGUAAAAAAAAAAAAAAAACCUACUGUAUGUAAACAAUAUUUGCAUCUCUUUUUUUACAUUACUUUUCUUUUAUUUUACACAAACACAAUCUAUGAAACAAAUCCAACCCCAAUCUCACAAAAAAUUGACUCCUGUUCACCACUUUUAGUUUUGUACGUAUAGAUUUUGUAAGUACAGGUUUGUGAUGACUGCUUGGAAGUAACUGCAUGGUUUCCCAAUAAGAGGAGAAAGGUGAAGUAGAUAAAUAAAAAAAAACACACACAUUGUGCAACUCUAAAUCAUUACCUGGAGGACUUUAUGGCGUGGUUUUUCCAAUCUCUGCGAUACAACCGAUGCAAGCAAAAUGUUUUUCUUUGGGGUUGAAAGCAAUCAAGCAUUGCAGAGUGUGUACUUUAUAAUGAGUGCUUUGGUGAAUUGUGUCCAAUCUGUAUUUGUACAUAGAGGAUUUAAUAAAAACGCACCCCCAACACCGUGUGUAGGUCUCUCUAAAUUGAUGGGGCUAUUUAUGAUUUCAUUUCUUCAUCUAAUGUUGCUGCCGAAAUGUAUUUAAUCCUGUUAAACAUUUGCAUGAUUUCCACUAACUCACUGCAUAAACAAACAAUUACUCUGUCCUAAAUCAAUUUUUGCUUUUAUAAUUUAAAUUUCUGUUUAAUCGCCUAGGUAAUGGUGAUGGAUUUUACAAUAUAUCACGGAAGUAAUUAAUGUUUUUAACCCAUUUUGUGAGGUAUGACAUCAGUAAACAGACCGACACUAUUGACAUAUGGCGUUAAAAAGGUAAGAAGUCCCCUUAUGUUCUAUUAUCUUAAUAAUGUAAAUGUGCAUUCAGAGCACAACAAACACGUAAGUUAUGUGAUUGCUGAAUAUCAAAUUUCAGCAUUUUUUUUUUUUAUCUGCAAUGUCUUUUCUAACCUUUUUUUCCCCCACCACCCUAACUUUUCUGUCACUGAACUUGAGACCUUGCAAUGCAUCUUUAAACCUCAUGGCUGCCGUCCAGUUAAACUCUAAACAGGUAUUAUAGCACGGUAGCAGUUGCGGACAAGCGGGCAUAAAACAGUACAAUGUAUGAGAGGAUCUGUUGGAUUAAGGUUGUUUCUACGACGCAGAGGGAAUUUAGCACGAGCGAGACGUGAAUAAAGACUGGAGUCUAAGGUGCUUAAAGACUUUGCCGCUGUCAUCACAUUUCUUCAUCCUUCAAAGAGCCACUCUGUCUGUGAGCGUCUUAUAUACUGUAGGCAGCACUCGGCCAAGAAUCCAGCAUCAAAGAAGUGGCGGAGCCGCGUUGAUGUCACCUGUUGUUUUUCUGCACGGCUCAGGUUGUUUGGACUUUUAUAUCUUAAGAAAGAGAGUGAGUUUGGUUGACUGACAGUGACUUGUCAACGCCAGCUGCCCCAGCUUGAAAGCACUGCUGGUUCCCGAGCAACCCAACUUGAACUGAAAACUACCUUCUAGAAAUGUCAACAUUUUGUAAGAAAGUUUUUUUCCAAAGCAAUUAAAGCUGAGUGUAAUUGUUUUGUUUUUCUUUGGUUGUUGUUGUUGUUAAGUUUCUUGAGAGAAAUUAAAAUACAGGGCACUUUAUAUUAAAUUCUACUGCAAACGUAUUCCGAGCCUCCUGUCACUGAUAAUUAUAUAAUGGCAAUUUUUUUUUCAAACGUGCUCACUGUGGGAAACUGCAGUAGUGCUGAUUUUGUAAACAGUUAGAGAUUUGUCAGAGUUUCGUUUACCUAAAUAAAACUGUCAUUACAUUUUUAAGGGGUGGGAGUAACUAAGAUUUACUUCUUUCCACUCCUUUUUGGAGAUUAAAAAUACAAUCAUGUAUUGUUUUAAUUUUUUGUGUUUUCAAUGUGAAGUAUUUUCUUACAAUUUUUUUUUUCUUUAUUUCUUUUGCAUGCUCGAAAAAAAAUUAUUAGUAUGAGGGGCCUCAAAAUAAAAUUUUGCUUCGGGCCCCAAUUAGCCAGGAGCGGCCCUUUCUGGACCCCUGCACUGCACAAGGAUGGGUUAUAUUCCGCUGUUUGUGGUAUUUUUUUUCUGUCACUUUUCACUUUUUCCUUUCCUGACAUAAACCUCACUGGAAAUCGAACCCAUGCCCUUUACCAAGGCAGAAUGUACAAAAACACCACAAAUGGAUUUCA